Messenger RNA from Penicillium nucicola, 906 nucleotides. RefSeq lists its product as uncharacterized. Lineage: Eukaryota; Fungi; Ascomycota; Eurotiomycetes; Eurotiales; Aspergillaceae. The record is from RefSeq and is a predicted model, not a curated record. The transcript has 3 exons. The coding region runs from base 1 to 906 and encodes 301 amino acids.
AUGUUUAACCCCACCCCUCUCUGGGUCUGGUUGUACGGCGAGAAGGAGAGUCGUAUGGAGGAUCUGCUCUGGGAUCUCGAAGAUGAGGAUUCAGGAGCACUUGAUUCAUACUACACUACAUAUCGCAUCAAGCUCCAUCAAAUGGACUUCGCCACUGGCGCAACCUCAUCCUCUAUGGUUCAAUACUACAAACCGGAUCGAAAGACCGACUUUCAGGUCAAAAACACCUCACUCGACCCCAAGAACCCAAAAGACGACAUGUACCUAUCCAUGCUGGAGAAGAAGAACAACCCAGAUUUCGACGGCCUAAAGCUUCAUCAACAACUACGAAAGUCCUUCUCAAAGUAUAUCACACACUCGCCCAACGGCCGCAGAGCAGGACCUGGCUGGCAGUUUAUCAAUCCCGAAGAAGGAGGCGAUCUAUACAACAGCAACGAUAAACAUGGCUUCAUCAUCGACCAAGGGGCCGCAAGUGUCAGUGCUAGCGCAUCCCAUCAAGUCGUCAUUAUGAACAGCGAAGACUGCUACAAAAUCAAUACCCCGUCCACAGGAGAGAUUAUUGUGCUCCUCCGAUGGAUGCUGGCCGCUGUCAAGCCCCAAAAAUCCAAAUCAUCAAUAAGUUCUCGCAAAUACGCAGAAAACUGCCUGUUUCAACAUGACAUCCCGACAAUGGUUAUCUCGUUCCUACCAGAUUCCAAAGUUCGCAUCUUAUACGGCUAUUUUGAUGGAGGUCGCCUCAGAAUUGCUCAUACCAAGGCAAUUGCAUUCGAUAACGACCACUACGAAGAAAAUAUGGAUACCCUUCUUCAAUGGACUUGGCCCAUCAUCUGCAAGGACACUUCCAAACCUCUUCCUAUGCAGACAAUCGAAGAGAGCGACGAAUCAGACGAGUCCGAUCAAUCUUGA